Messenger RNA from Vitrella brassicaformis, 2043 nucleotides. Lineage: Eukaryota; Vitrellaceae. The record is from the annotation of a GenBank genome assembly.
AUGAAGCGUGACUCCGUGUCGGAUGCGUGCUUCGUGUCGGAUUUCACGGAUAAAUUCUCCCUAGCGCAAAAAGGCACAGACCUUGUGAGAAUGCGCCGGAGCUUUCGUCCUCUCCGCAAUGCCUCAGCAGCACCAGCCGUCGUUCCUCCCCCGUUCCCCUUCCCUUUCUCUGUCCGCCUUCAGCCCAACCCCGCCGUCCCCCACCCCUACCCGCACCCGCACCCGCACCAACUCACCUCCCUCGCAGACCCUCUGGCCAUCACACAACAACACCCUGAUGGUGGCGACGGCAGCGGCACACUGCUUCCCUUUCAGCAGCAGCAGCAGAGUGUCGUCGACGAGGCGGCCAAGACGCCCCUGAUUUGUCUGCGGGAGCUGACUGCGUCCAGGCUCUUUCGGCUGAGCGGCGAUUCUGACGCGCUGGCGCGGCUGAUACACCACGACAUGCCCAUACGCCUCUCGCGGCGCUAUCUGCAGCUGAGCAACAUGGCUGCGAACACCAGCGGGCAGCUGCACGAGAUACUCGAGCUGAUACGCAAGGAGUACCUGAGGACUUUGCUGUUGCUGCGCACUGCGGCGCCGCCGACUGGCAAGUGCACGGCUUUCGACUCGCUGCUCAUGGUAAGUGGAUGCACAUAUGGGGGAACAGACAGAGGAGGGAGGGAGGAGGACUGCCCACGCAUCUCAUUCGUUGGUGUGUGUCUGUGCCGCGCAGGACAUUCGCAAGCGGCACUACGCUUGUCUGCACAAGCUGGUGCAUCAGAUCCGCCGGUUAAGGCACCGCCGCAACAACAGCACCACCGCCCCCGCACACCAGCCAUGGCACAGCCAGGGCGCCGACAACCACCCCCUACCCAUAGAAGACAUAUUCUGCAGCUCCUUACAGGUAGGUACUCACUUGAACGCAAGGACGCGGAGGUUGAGCAACAAGCUUUUAUGUGUGCAUCUCUGUGUGUGUUGUGCAGAUGGAGUUUGUGAUGCAUCAUUACCUGAGGCUUCGGACUGGUGCCCCAGUGCACAGCGGCAGGAGUGCUUUGGGGCUGUUUCGCUUCGACGUCACGCCCAUGCAGAUCACAUGGAACGCCGUCGACGAAGCCAGACGCAUAUGCUCGGUGGGCCAGCAGAAGACGACACGACACACACACACACACACACAGAGAGAGAGAGAGACCCUUAUAGUCUCCCUCCCUUGUUGUUUGUUCUGUGUCCGUCCACAGGCAAAGUACCGGGCUAGCCCUCAGAUCAGCGUCAAGAUGAUCGACGGCAUGUCGGACAUCGACGACGGCGUUCCUCUCCACAUGCCCAUCCCAACACCAUCAUGCCGCCCCACCGUCCCCCGCUGCGUGCACUACGUGGUCCUGGAGCUCAUCAAAAACGCCAUGUGCGCGUCCAUCAAUGGUUCCAGCAGCACCGAUGCCGCCGCCAGUAGCGUCGACAGAGAUGUCGACCGUCAGCCGACAGUGAGUGUGCGUGCGGAGCAGCGUUCAGACGGCGGGGUGACCAUCACUGUCGAGGAUCGGGGAAGGGGCAUGACGAACUCCGAACUAACACGCGUACGCUCCCAGUGCGCGUCGCACACACAGGGUCAGUCUGACCACUUGGUUGUCUGGUUCUCAGGCGUGGUCAUUCCUCCACUCGACGGCCGAGGGACCUGACGAGACGGCCGACGGGGUGGGAGUGGACGGAGGGAGAAACGCCCCACUGCUUGCCGGCCUCGGGCUGGGCCUGCCUGUUAGCCGUCUCUACUGUGCCUUCAUGGAGGGCUCGAUCGACAUCCAGUCGACCGUCGGGGAGGGGACCAAGGCAACGGUCGUGUUUCCACCUCUUGCAUGAUGCUGUGAUACAUGCGAUGUGUGUGGUCGAUCUCUGCCGCACGGGGAGGGGUCUGGGUGUGUGUGUGUGUGUGUGAACUGUUGUUGUUACGCGAUGGAUGGAUGGAUGGCUUGAUGUGUUUUGGCGUUUUGGAGGGUCGUUGAUUCCACUUGAUUGACAGUGUACUGGGUGGUUGGGGGGCGGGGGGGGGGGGGGGGGGGGGGGGGGGGG